Jatropha curcas is the source of this 1452-nucleotide messenger RNA. RefSeq lists its product as hypothetical. Lineage: Eukaryota; Viridiplantae; Streptophyta; Magnoliopsida; Malpighiales; Euphorbiaceae. The record is from RefSeq and is a predicted model, not a curated record.
UAUCAGUCAAAUCUAAAAUAUAAAAUAAUAAUAAAAAAAAAAACUAGAGGUUUUGACUUCUUUUUUUAUUUAUUUUAACGCGGUUUGGAUUUUCAAAACGGAAGAAUGAGCGUUAUCGAAAGGUUCAUCUGUUUGUGUUUAUUGAUGACCUAACCAACCAAUUAACUGAUACGCAUUGCUGAUAAUGAUUUUCUCCUAAGAAGUUUUAGAUGGCUACCCGAGUUACACGGUCAAGGCAGGGAUUAACGCAGCAACCAGAACCACAAUCACGGGCUCGGUGGACAACUGGGCUUACUAAGAUAUUUGCAGACUUGUUGGUUGACCAGGUUCAGAAAGGGAAUAAACUAAAUAACAAUUCUUUUAACAAGAAAGCAUGGACGGUUAUGUGUGAUGAAUUUUAUCAGAAGACAGGACUGAGAUGGGAUAAGGAGCAGCUCAAAAAUAGAUACUCUGUCAUGAAGAGGCAGCACUCUAUUGUAAAGUCACUUAUCAAUCAAAGAGAAUUUUGUCUAGAUGCAUCUACAGGGAACGUUAUUGCAAGCAAUGAAGCAUGGAACGAAUACAUAAAGGCACAUCCUGAUGCUGAGCCUAUAAGAGUUAGUGGCUGCCCAAUCUUCAAACAGCUUGGUGUGAUAUUCUCAGAUGCGCUAAAUAAUGAGAACCAUGAAGAGUCAGCUGAACAAGAGGAAGAGUUUCCUUCAUCAGUUCCUUUUGAGAGACCUUUCAGCACAAUUCGAGAAGUGGAGCCUUUGAACACUAUCCAAGAGGACGAGGAGUCAUCAGAAUCUGAGGAUGAGGAUGAUGUUGCAGACGAUCAAGAAAAGUAUCAACCUAGCACACGUAGUACUACUGUUGUGCACAGUACAAGUACUGCUUUGGACAGUGCAAAUGCUGCUAAUCGUAAAAGAGGUCGCAAGGGGAUUGAUGAUGCUAUUGCAGGAGCUAUAUCACACAUGGCAGCUGCAUCAAGGCUUAGGACAGCUGCCAUAAGGCAAAUUAGUGAAAGAUACAGUGUUGCUGAUUGUAUCAAGGAAUUGGAUGCAAUGCAAGGUGUGGAAGAAGGGAUCUAUUUUGCUGCUCUGGAUUUGUUUGACAACCCUAAUGCUAGAGAGAUUUUCUUGUCUCUCAAAGGCGACAAGCGAAUGAUUUGGUUGCGUGGUAAGUGUACUGCUCAUCUAAUAUCGUAGUUUAUAAAGAGGAAUUAUCUGGACUUGUGCAAUUAUAUACUCUUUAAAUAAAGUAGUUGCUUCUUUUAACUUUGUAUAUAUUAAGUCUAGUUUUUGUUUUGAAAAGUAUAUCUUUCUUGAUCUAAGCUUUUUGCCCACAACAUCAUCAUAUGGUGCAAGAAUGGGAUUUUGCCAAGGAAGAUAUAUUUUAGCUAAGCUUGCAGCUGUUUAGGACCAUUAAUCUUAGAAGCAUAUGGCAAACAAAAUAAAAGCAUUUUCUAUUGAA